Molecule: messenger RNA, 973 nt
Organism: Paraglomus occultum
Lineage: Eukaryota; Fungi; Glomeromycota; Glomeromycetes; Paraglomerales; Paraglomeraceae
Source: the annotation of a GenBank genome assembly
UUCGCGAAGUACACCAACGCCUAGUCGUGCUACGUUUGCAGAACGAAGGAAAGAAAGCACAGAGUCGUUUAAUGAUGAGAGAGCGGUUAAUGGAAAUAAUAGUGGAAGUGGGAAUGACAUGUACAAGGGUGGUUAUUCAAAUUCCGGAAAUUCGCAUGUCUAUGACACGACAAUGCGUGCAUCUCAAAAAGACGAUAGUGCUAAAUUACAAUACGGAAAGAACGUCGAUAACGUAGAACCCAUGUCAAGUGUCAUGAGGCAACAAAACCAACAAUUACAGCAACAGCAAGCACAAAGAAUACAGCAGCAAGCCCAAGCUAGACAGACGGAGCAGACGACUCAGAAGAAGACGCGUCCUCUUCCACCCACACCACCAACAUCGAGAUUAGAAAACAAGGAAUUAAAGGGAAUUGCAGAGUCGGGCACUGUACAGAAUAAAGUUCAGGCACUGGUAAACAACACGCAAGUGCAAAAACAAGAGAUAAAGCCCAACCAAGGACGAACCCAACCACAACCUACAGAGCAGCCAGAAUCUCAACCGCAAACAACAGCAACUCGACGGCGUCCAUUACCGGGUAUUCCUCCAAAGAAAUCCUCUACUUCUCUUGCAGCACAGGCAUCGAUAUCAACAACAGGAACAGCUACGACUGUCGUAGUAACUGCGGCAGAAACAAUAAAACGUCCAAUUACAGCACCAUCCACAACUCCAUUCACAACUCCAUCAACAUCCCCAUCCACAAAAGCAUCCACAAUUUCAUCAACAUCAACAUCUGCAUCAAAAACCGUAUCGACCACUUCAUCCAUUAAAACUACAAUUCAAAAUACCAGACCAGUUAAACCCAUACAAGACCGUCGGGAGAAUGUGCACUUGAAGAGCGAGCGUGUGGAAAAGGUUGUGCGAGAAAUAAAUGCUAUAAAGAAUGACAAGGAAUCGGAGGAGGUAUUAGCAAAGACAUCGACAAAUGCGAAGGAG